Messenger RNA from Pecten maximus, 2218 nucleotides. Its product is annotated as decaprenyl-diphosphate synthase subunit 1-like. The transcript has 9 exons. Gene Ontology annotation, cellular component: transferase complex; mitochondrion. Lineage: Eukaryota; Metazoa; Mollusca; Bivalvia; Pectinida; Pectinidae. Bases 9 to 1244 code for a protein of 411 amino acids. Gene Ontology annotation, biological process: isoprenoid biosynthetic process; ubiquinone biosynthetic process. Gene Ontology annotation, molecular function: prenyltransferase activity. The record is from RefSeq and is a predicted model, not a curated record.
UAUGAAGUAUGGCUUCCGUUUCGAGCAGACUACAAUCCGAGUUAAUGAAAUGUUGCCGUAUCCAGAGAUUAAUGAAGAAAUGUUUGUCAAGGAACAAUGAUUUUAUACAAAGACGAUGCCUCACUUCUUCCCAAAAUGGAAUUGCAACGGAUACAUUUAAACGAAAUCCUUUACUAGUAUGUAUAUGUGGAAACAAGAUGUCAUCAAGAGAGGUUAGACUCUUCAGUGAUAGUCCACUCUCAGACAGAUUAGAGGGAGAUAAUCCUAUAUCAAUGUCACCUUUCGGACUGGUUGGACCAGAAUUAGAUAUGCUUUGCUCAAAUAUUAAAGAGAAACUAACUCCACAGAAUAAAGAAUUAGCUGAUAUAACCCAGUACUACUUUGAUGGCAAAGGCAAGGCAUUCCGUCCUAUGUUGGUGAUGCUUAUGGCUAAAGCCCUCAACGUUCAUAUGAAGAAAUCAGACAGUUUACUACAGAGUCAGAGAGAGGUGUCAAUGAUAGCAGAGAUGAUUCAUACAGCUAGUCUAAUCCAUGACGAUGUCAUCGAUGCAUCUGACACACGCAGAGGAAAGCCUACUGUAGAUAGUAUAUGGGGACAGAGGAAGGCAAUCUUAGCGGGUGACUAUAUUCUAUCAGUGGCCUCUGCAGCUAUAGCCAAAAUCAGAAAAGAAGAGGUUGUGUAUAUUUUAGCACAAGUUAUAGAAGACUUAGUUAGAGGAGAAUUCAUGCAAUUAGGGUCUAAAGAAGAUGAAAAUGCCAGGUUCAACCACUAUCUCAAGAAAACCUUCAAGAAAACUGCAAGCCUUAUAGCAAAUACAUGCAAAGCUGUGGCUGUCCUUGCUGAAUGUCCAGAUGACGUUGUAGAAUUAGCAUUUCAAUAUGGAAGAAAUAUAGGAAUAGCUUUUCAGUUAAUAGAUGACUUGUUAGACUUUACCUCCUGUGACCAUGUGAUGGGUAAACCUACUGCUGCUGAUCUUCGCCUAGGUUUGGCCACUGCUCCUGUUUUGUUUGCCACCAAUUACCAUCCAGAGCUCAACUCUAUGAUAAUGAGGAGAUUCUCUGUUGAGGGAGAUGUAGAGAAGGCAAGGAAAAUGGUUGCUGAUAGUAACGGGGUGGAACAGACACGAAUCCUGGCUGAAGAGAACAGUAAGGAGGCCGUGUACCAGCUGUCACGUCUUGCUCCCUCCCUGUACAAGGAUGCCCUCAAUGACAUAGCUACUAUUGUACUCACACGCACAAAAUGACCAGAGUGAACUGUAGGAUUUAUUAUAUAUUCUAAUAUGUGAAUGGUUGAGUUGGUGCUUGUUAAAUUCUAUUUCAGCCAAAUCCUUAUGGAAUAAUGUCACUACUACAUGUAUGGGUAGGUAAAACGAAAGCUAGUGUAUUUACUAGGGAUAUCAGAAUUACAAUAUCUCUUAUAUUGGUCAACUUUGUCCAGCAAUACUUGUUUCCUUUGUUUAUUUUGUUUCCUGAUUUUUGUUAUGUUUAAAAAAUGCUUUAAAAUAGUGUAGAAGUCACAACAUUUUAGGUGUUAAAAAUUCAAAAUUUUGAAAAUUUACUAUAGGGCCUAUAGAGAUAUUAUUUGAAGUGGAAGGAAUUUCAUAGUGUCAUUAAAUCAGAGAUGGUCUUUAAUAAAAUAUAUUUGUGAUUUAAACAUCAAAUUUUCCACUUAAAAAUUAUUGUUAAAUUGGCAAAAUGUAAAAAUAGAUUGUGCACCUUUGUAUAAUUUUGAAUUUGUGUAGUUAUACCAGUUAUACAGUGUAAUUAUACCGGUUAUACAGUGUAAUUAUACCGGUUAUACAGUGUAAUUAUACCGGUUAUACAGUGUAAUUAUACCGGUUAUGCAGUGUAAUUAUACCAGUUAUACAGUGUAAUUAUACCGGUUAUACAGUGUAAUUAUACCGGUUAUACAGUGUAAUUAUACCGGUUAUACAGUGUAACUAUACCAGUUAUACAGUGUAAUUAUACCGGUUAUACAGUGUAACUAUACCAGUUAUACAGCUCUAAUAAUGUAAGGCAAGUGUUUUGAUGAUAAUACAGUUAUCAAUACUGCUGCAUUAUUUGCAUAAUAAGUUAGUUAUAAUAAAUUAUCCCAGUGGUGACCUCAAUAGAAAACUACGAUGUCCGCCAUGUGAUGGGGUAUAUUUUAUGUAGAGAUUUUAUAUAGAUAGAGACUUUGGAAAAAUUACAAACAAGUGAAUGAGUAGUUUUCUGUUUU